UCCUGUGAUAAAUAAAAUAAAUACAAAAGUAAUUUAAUUUCAAUAUAGAAAAAUGAUUAUAUACCGUUUUUCCAUCUAAAUUAUAAAAUUCUAUUAGAAAGUACAGAUUUUGGAUGAAAUAAUGAUCGUACGAUAAUAUUAGUAUUGAUUUUAAUUGUUGCUAAUGUUAAAUUGUAUAUUACUUUAGAGAUUCUACAUUAGAAUAUUCUUUGCAAAAUGACAACACCCAAAUUGCUGUAUACACUAGAGCAGCCUCAUGGACUUGGUGAGCUAUAUUUCCAAUGGCAGAAAGGUGAAUCUGGUUUGCUGCUGGCCACAACUGGAACUGAUGCCACAGUUGCAAUCCAUGAUCGCACUGGGCAGUUAAUAGAAAGAAUGAAGCUGCAAGGUGUUUGUGGUGGUAUGGAAUGGGAUAAUGAUGGGGAUUAUUUGGCCAUUAUAACUCCGAGUAUUAACUCUGUACUGCUUUGGGAAUGCCAUGCUAACAAACGUGUUACCGUUGAGACUGGCCUUCGGGAGCCCCCCUCUUCUAUAGCUUGGGCAUAUGGUGAACCAUUAUUAGCGGUUGGCACUCAAAAAGGCAACCUGGCACUGUACAAUCAUCAUACAACAAAGAGGAUACCAAUAAUUGGGAAGCAUACCAAAAAGAUCACUUGCUCUGCUUGGAACAAAGACAGUAUUCUAGUGUUGGCAUCCGAGGACAAAACUCUUUCUAUUAAUAAUUCCGAUGGAGAUACUCUUCGUAUCAUAUCCCUUAGAGACACACCAAAUGACCUGCAAUUUUCUGAAAUGAAAACAGAUGAGAGAGUAGCUGGAGAAAAUACUAUAAGCCUCGUUGUUGGCAAACGAACGUUGUACUUAUAUAAUCUGCUAAAUCCAGAGAACCCUAUAGAACUAGCAUUCCAGCAACGGUAUGGGUCAAUAGUCUCAUACAAGUGGUAUGGGGAUGGGUACAUCCUCAUAGGAUUCAGCGCUGGCUAUAUUAUAUCCAUAUCUACUCACAUAAAGGAGGUCGGCGAGGAAUUGUUCCAAGUGAAAAAUCAUAAGGAAAAUUUAACUGAUAUAGCUGUUUGCAAUUCGCUGGCUGCUUCAUGUGGUGAUGGACAGCUGAAGCUGAUCUCGCUGUGGAACAAGGGCGAGGUGACGGGCGCGGCGCGGCCGGGCGGCGGCGCGGCGCGCGCGGCGUGGAGCGCGGACGGGCGGCUGGUGGCGGCGGCGGGCCGCCACGUGGCCGUCUACGUGACCGCGCUGCCGCCGCUGCACGCCGCGCACGCCGCUCGCGCGCUCGCGCUCUGCUCGCUCUCGCAGGCCACGCUCUACCAGUGCGUGCCGCUCGCGCCCGACGCCGACCCGAUCAACUCCGCGGAGCCCGUGGCUCUGGCCACGUACUCGUUCCCCACGGAGCCGAGUGUGAUCGCGCUGGGCGCCUCGCACGUGUGCUGCGUGAGCGGCGCCCACGCGUGGUUCUACCCGCUGGCCGCCGCGGGGGCCGGCCGGGCGGCGCUGCGGCGGCAGUACGCGGCGCCCGUGCAGACCAUACGCCUCGCCGGGGAUUACGCCGCCGCACUCUUCCAGGGGAAGGCCAUGCUGCACUUGAUCGAGCAGUCGGAUCCAUCUGAACCAGAGCGAGAGGCUAUGAUAUUCCCCGAGCCACAUAUGCAAGACGCUAACAUCGUCGAUAUACUUCUCACCGGUGACUUCUUUAUCUUCGUUACUGACCAAGGUCACAUCGAGUACUUCGGCGUGGAGGAGUGGCGGUCGGCGACGCGGUACAAGCACACGUGCGGCGUGACGGGCGUGUACUGCGACAUCAGCGGCGCGCGCGCCUGCGUGGCGGACGAGCGGCGCCGCGCUCACGUGUACUGCCCCGCGGGCGGCGAGCUGGUCGCCGUGCCGCCCGCGCCGCACCCCGCCCCCCUCAGAGGCGUGAUCUGGGACAUCUGUCUGUCGGAUCGUAACGUGUUCAUCAUAUUCUCUGAGGAAACGAUCGAUACGUACUACUACGCGGCCAACUCGAUCGACGGUUCGCAUGUGGACUACGUGGCCACCACCACAAUCCUCACGGGACAGAUACCGCUCAUUAUGUUCUCUGGCGACGUCUACUGCUACGCAACGGGUGGGAUCGUGCAGAAGGUGUCCCUAGAGUCGCACCACACGGCCGGGCUGGCGGAGGCGGACGCGGAGAAGCGCGCGGCCAACCAGCGCCUGCACGUGGACAAGCUGGCGCGCCUGCGACGCUUCGCCGACGCCGCGCUCUACUGCGAGGCGCUCGCCGACGACGCCGCUACCAGGCUCCUUGCUGAGCGGGCAGCCGCCGACCUCAAUCUCGACUUCGCUAUUCGAAUGUAUACUCGACUGAGUGAUGUUGCUAUGGUUUGGGCACUAGAAGAUGCGUCGCAUAUCGAAGAUUUAUCUAUACUGUGUGGUACGGUGUGCGCGUGCUGCGGGCGAGGCGAGGCGGCGGCGCGGUGGCUGGAGGGCGCGGGCGGGGGUGCGGGCGGGGGCGGGGGCGCUGCGGCGGCGGCGCUGGAGCUGCACGCGGCGCGCGGGGACUGGCCGCGUGCGGCCGCGCUCGCCGCUACCGCAUGCCCGCGCCGCGCGCCAGACCUCAUGCGUCUCCACGCCCACCACCUCGAGCUCACAGCCGAUUAUCAUGAAGCCCUCGCGAACUACGAAAAAAGUCUAAUACCUGAUAACACGGAUGAUCCAAAAGUGAUGGAACACAAUAGUCGCUGCGAAGCUGGCAUCGCUCGUACUAGCAUCCGAUGCGGAGACGUGGCGCGGGGUGUCACUAUGGCCAUGAAAAACGCCCAUCAAACCAUGCUGCUGAAGGAUUGCGCGCAAUUACUGGAAGAAGAGAAACAGUACAGCCACGCGGCCGCCCUCUACGAUCACGCGGGGAACACGGAGAAGGCCGCUUCCUUGUACAUCAAACUCAAGUCCUGGCUAAAAGUCGAGGCGCUUCUCCCUAAAAUCAACUCCCCCGGGAUACAUAUACAGUACGCGAAGGCUAAAGAAGCCGAGGGCAGAUACUCUGACGCUCUAAAGUCGUACUUAAAAGCGCAGGACUACGAAUCAGCUAUACGAUUAAAUCUUGAGAAAUUAGAUGAUAUCGACGAAGCCGUUACUCUUGUACAGGAAUCCAAGUCGGUCCAGGGGGCCAAAAUGGUAGCAAACUAUUUUCAAAACAGUGACGACCCUAGUUCGGCAAUUAAGUUCUUGGUGAUGUCCCUAUGCUACGAUGAAGCUUUUCAGCUGGCCAGAAAGAAUGGCAAGUUACAUUUGUACGGAGAAAUACUGAUACAGACUUCACACGCGAGGUCAGAAGAUUUUAAAAGUUUAGCGUUGCAUUUUGAAGGGGAGAAAAAUUAUUUAUUAGCUGGAAAGUUUUAUUUUCACGCCGCGGAGUAUAGCAAAGCGUUGUCACAUUUGUUAAAGACUGGUAGUGGCUCAGAGGAACUGGAGAAUGAGGCCAUUGGUAUUGCGAUUGAUGCUGCAGCAGCGAGUGACGAUGAACGGCUAACGAGAAGGUUAAUAGAAUUUCUGCUUGGCGAGACAGAUGGUACGCCACGCGAGCCGCGUCACUUGUUCCGAUUGUACAUGGCCAAGAGACAGUUCACCGAGGCCGCAAAAACAGCUGCGAUCAUCGCGGGCGCGGAGUGCGCGGCGGCGCGGUACCGGGAGGCGCGCGACGUGCUGCGUGACGUCACGCGCGGCGCGCGCGCCCGCCCCGCGCCCGCCCACGUGCGCCGCGCGCUCGCCGCGCUGCACUCCUACAUACUGGUUCGUACUCAUGUGAAGCGCGGCCGGCAUGAUCUUGCCGCUCGACUGCUACUACGUAUUGCUGCUGAUGUUUCUUUCUUCCCAACGCAACAACAUCAAGUAUCAAUAUUGACGUCGACAGUAAUAGAAUGCGGUCGUGCCGGGUUAAAACACGAGGCUCAUCACUGGGCUAAAGUUCUGAUGCAACCUGAAUAUAGGUCACAGAUCGAUCCGAAGUACAGCAAGAAAAUAGAGUCUGUGGUGCGACACGCGCCGCGGGGCGGGCCGGGGGCGGAGCCGGGGUACGGUGCGGGGGCGGCGGGGGCGGGGCCGGGGGCGGGGGCGGGGUGCCCCGUGUGCGACGCCGCGCUGCCGGCCGCGGAGCUGCACUGCACGCGCUGUGAAGCACACUUACCCUUCUGUAUCGCCACUGGAUUGCAUAUCGUCAAAGACGAUCUCACGGCGUGUCCAGAAUGUGACUUUCCGGCCAUCUACUCCGAAUUUACAGAACUUCUACAAGAAGACGGCAAAUGUCCUAUGUGCGGCGAGAACGUGGACUACCGUCGGCUCGUCAAGAUAGACGACGUGUCGCCCUACUUGGACAUUAGCACCACGGAAUAGAGUUUAUUUUGCAAUGUGAUAGAUAGACCGUCCAUAUAUGCCGUAACUAGAUCUCCGUCCAUUUAGUUUUAAGUAAUUAAUGGUAGCUUUAGUAUUUUAUCAACUAUAUAUCCUUACUAAGGAUUUUGUGUAAUAGUUAUUGUAUCUACGCAGCAACUGUGCUGUUUUCGUAGUUUCAUUGGAUUAUAAAUGAAUUUAUUUCUGUAUCAGAAUACGUUUUA
Molecule: messenger RNA, 4604 nt
Organism: Achroia grisella
Lineage: Eukaryota; Metazoa; Arthropoda; Insecta; Lepidoptera; Pyralidae
Gene: Oseg6
Product: WD repeat-containing protein 19
Exons: 21
Coding region: 217-4383 (1388 amino acids)
Biological process (GO): cilium assembly; intraciliary retrograde transport
Cellular component (GO): cilium; intraciliary transport particle A
Molecular function (GO): protein binding
Source: RefSeq, a predicted model, not a curated record